AUGAUGGAGUAUAAUUUAUGUUGUUCCACAUGAUUUAGGUGCAGGAAUAAAUUCUGGUGAGUAAAGUAGUUGGGCAAGUAGAGAUUUAUAAUAUAUUCCAUUCCACCUUCUCUCCAACAAGAAGGUAGGAAGUGAGGAUGAUGAUGGAGGAACGAGAACUUGAUUAUUUACUAGUCCCUUUUGGGAUUGCCAUUUUCGUAUCAUACCAUGCCUGGCUUCUCACCCUCAUUAUUCGCAAUCCAAGAAGAACUGUCAUCGGAAUCAACUCUGAGUCUCGCCAUCACUGGGUCCUCUCCAUUAUGACCGAUCCAAUAAAGAAUGGAGUUCUGGCAGUUCAAACUAUACGGAACAACAUUAUGGCAUCUACACUUUUGGCAACAACUGCAAUUACGCUCAGCUCAAUCAUUAGUGUAUUUGUGAGCAACAAAUCAAGCUAUACGCACUCUGAGCUACUGUAUGGGAAUAAAACAUCUAUGAUGUCUUCUAUAAAGUUUUUUACCAUCUUGCUUUGCUUUCUAGUUGCAUUUCUCUGCAAUGUUCAAUCUAUCAGGUACUACGCUCAUGUUAGCUUCUUAGCUACUGUGCCUACCUUCAAAGAAAGAUCUGAUUCUAUGGAGUAUGUCGCAAGGAAUUUGAACCGAGGGAGCAUGUUUUGGUCACUUGGACUACGAGCAUUUUAUUUGUCAUUUCCUCUCUUCCUUUGGAUAUUUGGUCCCAUACCGAUGUUUGUAGGUUGCUGUGUAAUGUCGAUUGUUCUCUACUUCUUGGAUACCACUACAAGUUUUACCAGGGAUCUCCACUGUCAAUCUAUAAGAGAGAAAAGAAAGGAAACUGAUGUAGAUGCGUAAAUCAUCCACUUUAGAAGUUGUUAUGACAUAACGAGUUCACUCUGGGCUAAGUUGACGGACUCUCCAAAAAUGUUGCCCAGAUCCUUCAAAAAUACACUAGUUUUGAAGAAUCUGACACGCAUCCGUUGAUAUUUUUAAAGAGUCCGAGCAACACUGAGGGUGUAUUCAGAGUUGUAGCCUGUAAUACUUGAGUGUUUUAUUUGGAAGAUAGCUUGUUUCUUUGUGACUUAAGUUUCACCCUUUGGUUUCUGUAUAAAAUUUAUCUUCAAGUGGUUUCCACUUCAUUAUAUAUAAAUUAUUAAUUUUGCUUUCCCUGUA
Messenger RNA from Solanum tuberosum (potato), 1166 nucleotides. RefSeq lists its product as uncharacterized. Bases 138 to 848 code for a protein of 236 amino acids. NCBI's taxonomy places the organism in Eukaryota, Viridiplantae, Streptophyta, Magnoliopsida, Solanales, Solanaceae. The record is from RefSeq and is a predicted model, not a curated record. The transcript has 2 exons.